Molecule: messenger RNA, 1747 nt
Organism: Macaca mulatta (Rhesus monkey)
Lineage: Eukaryota; Metazoa; Chordata; Mammalia; Primates; Cercopithecidae
Gene: TTC4
Product: tetratricopeptide repeat domain 4
Biological process (GO): protein folding
Cellular component (GO): nucleus; cytosol
Molecular function (GO): Hsp70 protein binding; Hsp90 protein binding
Source: RefSeq, marked provisional
CUCGCUUCAAGGCGCCGGGACCCGGGCUGGAAGCAGGGUAUCAGCUAUGGAGCAACCUGGGCAGAAUCCCACCUCGGACGACGUCAUGGACUCCUUCCUGGAAAAGUUCCAGAGCCAGCCUUACCGUGGGGGCUUUCAUGAGGACCAGUGGGAGGAGGAAUUUGAAAAGGUCCCCCUAUUUAUGAAGAGAGCGCCAUCAGAAAUUGAUCCCAGGGAGAAUCCUGACUUGGCUUGUCUCCAGUCAAUUAUUUUUGAUGAGGAGCGUUCUCCAGAAGAACAGGCCAAGACCUAUAAAGAUGAGGGCAAUGAUUACUUUAAAGAAAAAGACUACAAGAAAGCUGUAAUUUCGUACACUGAAGGAUUAAAGAAGAAAUGUGCAGAUCCUGAUUUGAAUGCUGUCCUUUAUACCAACCGGGCAGCAGCACAGUACUAUCUGGGCAAUUUUCGUUCUGCUCUCAAUGAUGUGACAGCUGCCAGAAAGCUAAAACCCUGCCACCUCAAAGCAAUAAUAAGAGGUGCCUUAUGCCAUCUGGAACUGAAACACUUUGCCGAGGCCGUGAACUGGUGUGAUGAGGGACUGCAAAUAGAUGGCAAAGAGAAGAAGCUUCUGGAAUUGAGGGCUAAAGCAGACAAGCUGAAGCGAAUUGAACAGAGGGAUGUGAGGAAAGCCAGCUUGAAAGAAAAGAAGGAGAGGAAUCAGAAUGAGGCUUUACUCCAGGCCAUCAAGGCUAGGAAUAUCAGGCUCUCAGAAGCUGCCUGUGAGGAUGAAGAUUCACCCUCAGAAGGUCUAGGUGAGCUUUUCCUGGAUGGACUCAGCUCUGAGAACCCCCAUGGAGCCAGGCUGAGUCUAGAUGACCAGGGCAGGCUGAGCUGGCCUGUGCUCUUUCUGUACCCAGAGUAUGCCCAGUCGGACUUCAUCUCUGCUUUUCAUGAGGACUCCAGGUUUAUUGAUCAUCUAAUGGUGAUGUUUGGUGAAACACCCUCUUGGGACCUAGAGCAAAAAUAUUGCCCUGAUAAUUUGGAGGUCUACUUUGAAGAUGAGGACAGGGCAGAACUAUACCGGGUGCCUGCCAAGAGCACCUUGCUGCAGGUUCUACAGCACCACAGGUACUUUGUAAAAGCCCUGACACCAGCAUUUUUGGUCUGUGUAGGAUCUUCUCCUUUUUGCAAGAAUUAUCUCCGGGGGAGAAAGGUGUACCAGAUACGAUGACUGAGCCAGGGCCCCUGGAUCUCCUCCCUCACCCUCCUCUGCUGGGAACCUAGCACACCUGAAUCAGCUGGACAUACUGCUGGAGUCCGGUGCUUUAUUUCUGUCACCCUGGGGAUAGUCCUUCCUAGCAUCAUGGUAGGGGAGGAGCCGCUGGAUUCCCCAGACUGCAGCCUCUCUGGCUGGUCUUCACUUUCCUCAGUUGAUGUAAAACUCUGUGCCUUGGCCAUGAUGUCCUUGGACUCCAUCUCUCAAGGGACCAUCUGCCGCAGUUACCACAGCAACUGACCUGAGCCAGCACCCUGGUCUGUGGAGAUGGACUUAGGAUCCAGUGACAUGAUUCUGAACUUCUGUGGAGUUUGACACCUUAGAGAAGCUACCCCUCAAACUGCACAUAUACACACAAACAAUGCAUAGAAUUCCAAGGCUUUAAAGCUGAGAGACCCUGGCCUCGAGUUACUUCACGAGCACAGAGGGGAGCCAUGUGGGGUUGCUGCAGAUGCCUUGAGGUGAAAUGAGGGCAGGAAAGCCACAUCUUGC